AGGAGUUCUGUUGCGCUUUGCUACGGCCAGUCAGAUUUGUAAGCAGAAACUCAAAGCCUUUUUUUAGCAUAUAAACUUACCAAUAAAUUCAUUAGUCAGUCACAGUCGGUAUAAAAAUCUAUUUGUUUAGUGGCUUUGUUAACAGUUAUCGCUGCCCAUCGGGUGAGUGCGUAUAAUAUUAAUAUUCAUCGAAGUUGUAUUAAAUCAUCGAAACUUCGCUGGAAUCUGCAACAAUAUGAAGAGCUCUUUCAGUACCGAGCUGUUUUUAUUACUGAUGUGCGGUGUGUUUGGUGCUGAAACAGAAGAAGUGAAGUCAGUGUCAGUGAUGAAGGGGGGUUCUGUCACUCUGAACCCUGAACGCAAUCAAACACAGGGAUUUAUUAAGAUAGUGUGGAGGUUUGGAGAUAAAGGUAUAAUCAUUGCUGACAGUUCUGAAAAAGUUACCUUGGUAAAUGAAACUGAGAGAUUCAGAGACAGACUGCAGCUGGAUCUGACUGGAUCUCUGACCAUCACGGACAUGAGAACCGAACACUCUGGACUUUAUAAAGUAAAGAUCGACUACAGCACUGGGACCUCAUAUAAGAAAUUCAGUGUUACUGUUUUAGAACCAGGAGGGUCUUCAGGUGCUAUUGCAGGAACAUGUGUUACUGUUUUGCUGGUAGCUGCAGCUGCUGUUGUUUAUUACUAUCGCCACAGAAUCUGUGAUCUAAAGCGUUUAAUGGAACCUGAGAUCUCUGAACAAAUGUUAAACAAGAAUGAAGACACGACCGCUGAACAACUUUGCAAAAAAUAUGAAGAGAAGAUUUUGUCAGUAAUGGAGGGAGAAUCUGUCACUCUAAAAAUUGAUGCUGAAAUAAAGGGAGAUGAUCAGAUCCUGUGGAUGUUUGGUCCUCAAGAGACUCUCAUAGCUGAAAUCAAAAGCGAAACCAGAGAGAUCACUACCUUUGAUGGUAUUGAUGGGAGAUUCAAAGACAAACUGAAACUAGUCAAGACUGCAUCACUGACCAUCACAAACAUCACAGCUGAACACAGUGGAGUCUAUAAACUACAGACCAGCAGCAGCAGAGGAACCUCGUUUCAAAGAUUCAUUGUUAAUGUUAAAGUCAUGAUAAUUUCAGUGGUGGAGGGACAAUCAGUCACUUUAUACCCUGAUAAUACUGGUGCACAGAAAGAUGAUCUGAUUGUGUGGAUGUUUGGAGAUGAAAACAAUCUCAUUGCUCGAAUGACUGGAAAGACCAGAGCAACAUAUGAAGGUACUGAUGGGAUAUUCAGAGACAGACUGAAGCUGGACAAGAGGACUGGAUCACUGACCAUCAGGAACAUGAGAACCGAACAAUCUGGACUUUACAAACUACAGAUGAGCAGCAGCAGCAAAGGAACCACAAACAAGAGAUUCAACAUUGUAAUAAAUUUGAAUAAUGUGUCAGUGAAGGAGGGAGAGGCUUUGGUUCUGAAGACUAAUGCUGAAAUACGGAAAAAAGAUACGAUUCUGUGGCUGUUUGGAGAUGAAAACACUCUCAUAGCUGAAAUCAAUGAAGGUAAUGGAAAUAUCUCUACAUUUGACGGCGUCAAUGAGAGAUUUGGAGGCAGUCUGGGGCUGGACAUUAGUACUGGAUCCCUGACCAUUAGAAACAUCACAACUGAACACACUGGAGUUUAUAAACAGAAGGUCAUCAGCAAAAAAGGGACCACAAUCAAGAGAAUUAAUGUUGCUGUGAGAGUGAGGAUGAUUUUAGGGGUGAAGGGCAAAUAUGUGACUCUAAACCCUGAUAUCGAAACACAGAGAGAUGAUCUUUUCCUCUGGAUGUUUGGAGAUGAAAACAAUCUGAUUGCUCAGCUGACUGGAGAGACCAAAGAGACCACAUACACUGAUGCCGAUGAGAGAUUCGGAGACGGACUACGGCUGGACAAGAACACUGGCUCUCUCACCAUCAAGAACAUCACAACUGGACCUUAUAAACUACGUAUCGUCAGCAGCAGAAGAAACUUGAACAGGAAAUUCAGAGUUUUCAUUUGUUGUGAGUCCGGUCCCAAGAUAGUGUCAGCAAUGGUGGGAGAAAGUUUAAUUCUAAUCACCGACUUUACCAUAGAAAGAGGUGAGCGGGUACAGUGGAGCUUUCAAGAUAAAACCCUAGCAGCUGGAAUGAAUGGGGACAUCAGUAAGACUGCAUAUGGUGAUGUGAGAUUCAAAGACAGACUGGAGCUGCAUCAUCAAACCGGAUCUCUGACCAUCAAGAACACCAGAACCAGUGACACUGGAGAUUAUCAACUAAAGUUCCUCAGUAGAAGCGGAAAGGUCAUUUGCUGGGAAUUCAAGGUCACUGUCUCUGAUUCUACAAUGAAUAGAUCAGCAAUUGUACUGAUGAAUGAAGGGGCUUGUGAAUAAGUGAAUAUGCAGCAGAUGACAAGUUUAGUUUGGAGUAAGACACACCCAAUCAUUCUGAAAUCAACAACUGAUUUUUAUGCACCUCUAGAAUACAUCCACUGAAAAUGAGAAAUGAACCUGUGCACUUCCUAAACUUAUAUAUAAUUUUUUUUUAAUUGUAUUAGAAAUUGUUUUGAUGAAGCUUUCUUAAAGUCACAGUAUGCAAUUUUCGCCACUGAUUUUUCGUCUUGUUAUGCUAGUUACAUUUAUAUUUCUCUAAAUUUUUUUAUUUCUCUAGAUUUAAACAUUCUUGGAAACAUGUGGGAUAGGCCUAAUGUAAGUACACAAGUAAACAAAAUAUAUAACAGUGUUUUUUGGAUAUUUUAAUAAAAACAAAUCUUACAUAUUUUAAGAUAUGUAAGAUACAAAAAUACAUCCAUGUAGCAGCACUAAAAGGUUAUAUACACCUGACCUAAGAGUGAUCAAGAUCCAUGCAUGAAUGAGAAAAAAGAGAGGGAUGUGCUAGAUGUUAAAUAGUAUUAUAAGGCGCAAUAAACAGCGAGCUCAAUGCUGACACACAGCUGAAGCGCGUCUUAAGUGGACAGAAGCGUAAUUUACUUGCCUAUGUCUGUGUCAUUAAUGUUAAACAAACAACAAAAGGCAAGAAGAAAAUCACUCACUGCUCUUGACUGAAUCAAUUUUGGAUCUUUUAUAAGAAUUAAUUCGUAUUUGAUUAAUAUAUGCAGUGUUUUAGUUAUACACUUGAUUAUUUGUUUUCUUUAGGAGGCCUAUUUCUACAUGCUAAAUAAACCCACUAGCUGAAUAUAUAUAUACUGUAUCUGUGUAUUUGAUCUUUCUGUUUGAUCAUUACUGUAUUCUGUUUAGUUGGUAACUAUUGUUUGUUUUAAAAAUUCUAAUUAAAAAUUAACGUGUAUGUGUAAAGUUUUAUUUUUCACAUUACAUUAUUUUUGAUCUUAUUAAGUUCUGAAAUCUGUUGUGUAACGGCUACUCUGUUAUUACCAAAUGGUGCUGAGAGGCUAAAACAGGAACUCAAUGCAUUUGUGAUGCAACAACAAUAAAAUAUUGGUGAGGCAAAA
Messenger RNA from Cyprinus carpio (common carp), 3462 nucleotides. RefSeq lists its product as uncharacterized. Lineage: Eukaryota; Metazoa; Chordata; Actinopteri; Cypriniformes; Cyprinidae. The record is from RefSeq and is a predicted model, not a curated record.